AUGAUUUGUCCCAGUUAUUCGCGCGCUAGUCUUAAUCCGGCAUGUAUGCCUAGCACCCCCUCGCGCCACGCUGUUUGGAAUAGUACGAGUUGUUGUCCUUGGGCUCGUUCAAUGGAAGAUUUUGUCCCCACUUGCAUUUUAUCAGCUUCUAGCUCUACCCCGUAUAAAGCUUCCUUUUGCCUACCUCGUGCUCAAGUGCAAACACCACACUCAUCGCUGCCCCAUAGCGAUGCAUCUACCCUUACCACUUCUUAUUACUAUUUUCUCUGUGAAAAGACUGGUGACCGCCAUGCCUUCACAAUUUUCCGCAUCCAUCACAGCCCGGCUAGGCGAGAUUGCCUCACUGAUCCUAUCGGUACAGACCAAAUUGCAGCUCCCUGCACUGUAUUCACAAUCCACGAUUCAGCGACCGCAAAAAAUGUGUUAAGCGAGAGUAUCGAAAGGUUCGGCCGGUCGGACGAUGUCUGGUCGCCGGAGUUUCUACAAAAUGUGGUCUUGCAGUCAACAUCGUCCCAAGCGUCCAUUCCAGACGGCCUGGAAGACCUACUGCAGCCAUAUAUAUACUUAAGUAAUACAUCUUCCAUCUACGUAUCUUCCUUCUCAUCUGGCAUGCUUAAUGAGGGACCAUAUUUCUUGAAUAUGAGAAGGCUACACCCAGCAUACCGGCUAUACCCGGAUUACGCUGGUGCCUUUAUUGCUCCGACAGUGUCCACAGAAGAUGCGUACCGCUAUAAACCCCUUGGCGCCGCUGCAUACGGAGAGAAAUAUCCUUCUUCCCUGGCAGUAGCCGUGCCCUCUCGUCUUUAUUACAAACCAACACCCGAAAAACCAUUCGCAGGAACUCGAAUUGGAGUGAAGGAUAUAAUGGACCUAAGCGGACUUCGUACAGGAGCCCCAUCUCGAGCAUAUACAGAGCUCCAUGGUCCACGGACCGAGAAUGCGGAGGUUAUACAGAAAAUCCUGGAGUUAGGUUGUAUCGUUGUGGGGAAAUUGAAGACUACCCAAUUUGCAGACUCAGAGUGGCCGACCUGUGACUAUGUCGACUAUCAUGCGCCGUUCAACCCUCGCGCAAACGGAUACCAGACGACUAGUGGUAGCAGCUGUGGGAGCGCAGCUGCAGUUGCUUCGUAUGAAUGGCUAGACUUUGCUCUGGGAACGGACACACUUGGGAGCAUUCGUUCUCCGGCUGCCGUCCAGGGCCUCUAUGGUAUACGGCCCUCGCUGGAUGCUGUAAGCUUCAAGGAAAUUCUUCCAUAUACAAAAUUGGCUGACACUGUUGGCGGAUUUGCUCGUGACGCAGCGUCUUUCGCGAAGCUAUCUCGAGCUCUUUACGGCUCUGUCAACGAUCCAGAGCUAUCCAAGAAACCUAGCACAAUUCUGUACCCCGUUGAAUACUGGCCGAAGACAACCACAGAGCACGAUGCUGUCCUAGAAUCGUUCAUUGUCAAGAUGGAGCAGUAUAUCGGAUUCCAGCGAACGUGGAUAAGCAUAGAAGAGAUCUGGGCGGAAACAAAACCAGUCACCGAAAAUACCACCCUUGAGAAGUACCUUGAGCACGUCUUUGAAUGGGCUGCAAAUCCUCCCCAAUGGAAAGAUCUUCUUUAUCCGUUCAUAACCCAAUAUAAGGAAACUUACGGCCGAGAUCCAGCCUUGAACCCUCAGUUACAAUUCAAGCGCGGCUAUCUUCCCACGGUAACGGAUGAACAGGAGAAAGAGGGCGUCAGAAGAUGGAAUGUUUUCAAGGCUUGGUAUGAGGCCCAUAUCCUCCCACCCGCAACGGAUGGUUUCUCCGACACUCUGCUUCUCCUGCCGUGGAGCAGCGGGAAGCCGGAUUACCGAGAUACAUAUCGUGAUGGGCCCCAAAAAUUCACAGGAAUUGGGUUUUUCUUUUACAAUCUGUCUCCUUACUCUGAGGGCCCGGAGGCCAUACUCCCUGUCGGCCAAACACCUUUCGUGUCACGAAUAACCAAUUCCACUGAACAGUUACCCGCCUCUAUUGGGAUUUCCAGUGGGAAGGGAAGUGAUGUGAUGCUGACAGACUUCAUCGCAGAAUUGAUGUCUGGAACAAAUGGUCAAGGCGUGGGAGUUGGCUCUCUGGCGUUUAACGAUAUCGACAAUAUCGGUUCCUCUUUACUCGAUACACAGUCAACUGGGCAAUUCCCGUUGACAGGUAAUCUUUGA
This is a messenger RNA of Penicillium salamii, 2181 nucleotides long. Lineage: Eukaryota; Fungi; Ascomycota; Eurotiomycetes; Eurotiales; Aspergillaceae. The record is from the annotation of a GenBank genome assembly.